Molecule: messenger RNA, 3682 nt
Organism: Octopus bimaculoides (California two-spot octopus)
Lineage: Eukaryota; Metazoa; Mollusca; Cephalopoda; Octopoda; Octopodidae
Biological process (GO): G protein-coupled receptor signaling pathway; cell surface receptor signaling pathway
Cellular component (GO): plasma membrane
Molecular function (GO): G protein-coupled receptor activity
Source: RefSeq, a predicted model, not a curated record
AUUUUUCCUAUAAAUGUGUAACCUAGUUCUCAUAUUUUCCUACACAAUCAAUAUUCUUAUUUUAUUGGAGUUUUUUUUUCUUUUUUGCAUAGAAUUUUUCAAAACCGCAAUGUAGCUUUUGGAAUUUCAACUUAACAAACACAACUGGAGGAGGCUGGUCCAGAGAAGGGUGUACCGUGAAUUCAACGAACUCCACGUUUACAAGAUGUGCCUGCAACCAUCUUACAAAUUUUGCCAUUCUGAUGAAUCCGUGGACUGAUGUCCAAACGACACAUGCAAUCCAGUUGAUAACAACGAUUGGCUGUUGGAUCUCUAUCGUAGCACUCGUCAUCACUAUUCUAGUUUAUAUCACCUGCUGGAAACACGUGGCAUCUCGCGAUGUAGCAAAAUCUCGCAGUGUUCUGCUUAUAAACCUUUGUUUGUCAUUGGCAUGUGUCUACCUGAUAUUUUUGUUUGGCAUUGAGAGAACUUACGAUAAGGAUGUAUGUACAGCAACAGCUAUACUCUUGUUAUACUUCCUGUUGGUAGCUUUCUUUAGUAUGCUUGCAGAGGGUAUAGAUAUAGCUGUAGCAUUGACAGUUGUAUUUACUUCCGACUUCCCACGUUUGCCAUGGCUGAUUGCAACUUCCUGGCUUGCUCCAGCAAUUAUUGUUGGAAUUUCCCUAGGGGCAACACAACUUGAAGGCUUUGGAAACGAUAAAUUUUGCUGGUUAGAUCGAGCAAGCGGAUUAAUAUGGGCGCUCGUCGCUCCUGUCAUUGCAAUUAUCAUUGCGAACAUCAUAUGCUGUAUAUUUGCACUCAGGGCCUUAAUGUCAGCAGGCUCUAUAUUGAAACAUACUACUAAACCAACUACUGCAGAACGUAUAAGGAAAGGAGCUCGGGCGCUGCUGGUUUUGUCCCCGUUGUUGGGUUUUACAUGGAUCAUCGGUCUAUUUGCCGUCAAUGAGGACACUGUGGUAUUUGAAUACAUAUUCGCUAUACUUGCAACAUUACAGGGAUUUUUCGUCUUCCUUGCCUACUGUCUUUUCAACGACCAGUUACGAAAGGCAUUCGUAGAAUCCAAGUUCCGUACCCAGUAUCUAUCAACAAAGCAAAGUACCUUAUCUCAGAGUAAAACUAUAAAAGGAUCCUUUGAUGACACUAACAAAAACGAAAUAAAAUCCAGUUACGCAAGUAAUUCUCAACCCUACGAAAGUAAUAAGGAGAAAAACAUUAAAAGAAAUGCGGAUUUUAUGAUUAAAAGAAAUUCAGAUUUUAAUUUAAAGAAAGAAUGACAAGAAUAAAGAUGAACAGAAAAUAUAAAUAUUGGUGCUCAAAAGACUCAAACUAAUUUUAAAAUUUAAAAAUUAUUAUUAAACUCGAGAUCAUUUAUACAAAUUAUCAUUAAACUCGAGAUCAUUUAUACAAUUAUUAUUGAUUCAUUAUGAGCCGACAGGCUGGUUAAGUAAGAUAUAUAGAACGCUCAUUUUUUUUUUUUUUUUUUUUUUUUUUUUUUUUUUUGCUAUUAUGUUAACAAGAAUACACAAGGCAGAAACUGUAGAGCGACAGAUAAAAUGUUUGUGGUACGUAAUUAUCUCCCCACCUCCUUUUUGUUUUAGCUUCAAACCCUACUUAUAAUGCAUUCUAGAUGACAAAUGCUUUAACGUUAGAAGUUUCAAUGCUACUGAGAUCGAAUAUACUUUUACUUGUUCCCGGGGCCGAUAAAUAAAGUACCAGUCAAAUAGCAGGUCGAUUAAAAUAAGAGUCGCUUCUCCUAAAAUGUGUGAUCUCGUUCCUGUAUUACAAAUUAUUUUUAAUUACUUUUAUAAAUUUUUUAAACUUAAAUUUGAUAAUGACGUUUUAUUAACAAUCCAAUGUGUAGCUGUAUACUUGUAAAAAUAUGUUUGUUCUUAAUGUAUAUUGUCUAAAUAAGAUGUGUUUGAAUGUUUACCUACUCAAACUUACAUCCAUACACACACACACACACACACACACACACACACACACACACACACACAAACACAUAAAUACGCACUUACAUAUCUGAACAUAUAUAGUUGUAUGCAUGUGUACAUGAAUGUAUACAUGCGUGCAUGCGCUUACAACACAAUGUAUUUCACUGUCCUUGGGCGGCGAGCUUUAGCAGACCGGGCAAAAUGUUUAAUGGUAUUUCGUCUGCCUUUAUGUUCUGAGUUCAAAUUCCACUUUGCCUUUCAUCCUUUCCGAGUCGAUAAAAUAGUGACAGUUGAACACUGGGGUUGAUUUAAUCGACUUAGCCCUUCCUCAUAGCUGCUGGGCUUGUGCCAAAAUUUGAAACCAGUAUGCUACACGAAACAAAAUUUUGGUUGAGCCAAUGAGUAAAUCACUACGUGGUCAGUCACACUGCUAGAAUUAGCCGACAAAUAUCCUUCAAAUCACUCCUUACGCCUUAAAAACGGAAGCAUAUAUUAGAUAAUGUUAGAAAAGAUUUACAAGAUGAGGAACGUCGCAGCCACAGUUCGUGUUCCUGCAAUGAGGAUACAGGCAAUGAAAUGUGCGUAUGUGUGUGUGUAUUUAUGUAUAUGUAUGUGUACACACGCAGAUGCACGCACAAACAUACACAGACAGACACACACAUACAUAUGCAUAUAAUAACGUGUGUGCGUAUAUGUAUUAGUAUGGCAGGAUUUUACGUCACGAGUGUAAAUAUAUAUAUAUAUAUAUAUAUAUAUAUAUAUAUAUAUAUACAUACAUACAUACAUAUAUACAUACACACACGCACACACAUAUGUAUGCAUGCAUGUAUAUAUACGUAUAUGAAUGUGUUUAUGUAUAAGUGUGUGUGUGUGAAUAUAUGCAUUUGCAUAUAUACAUAUAUGUAUAUGUAGGUAUAUUUGUAUGUAUGUACAUAACACAUACAUAUAUGUAUGUAAGCGUAUAUGUACGCACGCACACACACAUUUGUGCAUAUGUGCGUAUAAAAAUGUAUAAUCAUUAUUGGUUUCAAAUGUUGGCACAAGACCAGCGAUUUUGAGGGUAAUCGAUUACAUCGAACCAGUCCGGCGGCAUUUGAACCUUGAACAUAAAGACAGGUGAAAUGCCACUAAGCAUUUUGCCCAGCGUACUAACGAUUCUGACAGCUCACCGCCUUAAAGAUAAUAUGUAAUCGUUAUUAAAAAGUAUUUGACUUUUUAAUAACUAUAGUGUGUGUAUGAAAUUAGACUGCUGCUAUGACAAUACUUUUUUUUUUUUUUCAAUUUUAACAACUAAAGAGUGUGAAAUACAAAACAUUCGAAGAAGAAUCAUUGAAAGUUACCGGUUUCAUUCUUUGUCUUAUAAUACUACAAACCAUUCGAGUGGUAGGGGUAUAUAUAAGGCUGUAAGAUAUGCGCGUGUCUUUAUUUGAUGCGUGUAUUUGCGUGUGUACGUUGUGUUUAGUACAAAUUAUGUUCAGAAACAUUUCCAUAAUCGUUGAGUUAGCAGAAAUGGGAGAUAACCAUAUCCGAUUCUUUACAAUAUCGGGUUUAAAUCAUCUUGUAAGCAAAGUUCACAUCCCACCAAGAUCGUCCUUAACUUCUCAUGUGUUCAGAAAAAAAUAAAAUAAAAUACCAGUGAUAUACUAAGCCUAAUCAUUUUGACUAUACUCAUAAUACUUUUACACAUGCGCAAACAUAUUCGCUAAUAUUUUAUUUCUUUGAGGGAAAAUAAAUAUUUUUAAUAAAAA